Rhizophagus irregularis DAOM 181602=DAOM 197198 is the source of this 990-nucleotide messenger RNA. RefSeq lists its product as uncharacterized. The record is from RefSeq and is a predicted model, not a curated record. Lineage: Eukaryota; Fungi; Glomeromycota; Glomeromycetes; Glomerales; Glomeraceae.
AAUUAUUGUUUAUUAUUUGUUGCAUCGUGAUUUUUCUAAAAAGAAUAUUCUUUCUAAAUAUGCACAAAUGGGCUGAUUUUGAAAAGUUCACAAAAAAAAAGAAUCUCCGAUUCAUAAGAUCAAAAGAUCAAAAGAUCAAAAGUUUCGAUACUUUAAUUAUCCAAACAAACAAAUAAACAACUAUGGCUGAUGAUUCAGUUGAUACCUCAUUAUUAAAUAAUGGUAUAAUAUUUUGUCAAAAUCCUGUUGAUGGUGAAUUGGAUUAUUAUUGGGAUAAUGAAGCGGAAAUUUGUUGCCCUUCUUUAAUGCCUGAUAAUAAUGUCAUAAUUGAACAAUUUUCUGGUGAUUCGAUGGAUCUCGAAGAAAAAUGUUUUCAAAAUAUGGCCAAUUUAUUGAACAAAAGAGAUCAUGAUAAUGUUGCUCGAAAUGAACUUUUAUCAUAUAAAGAAAGUGACAAAAAAUUCUCAUUUGAAAAAAAUGAUGUUGAUAUGGAUGAUGUAGCUUUGGAUGAUCUAAUUAAAAAAAUGACUGAUACAUUAAAUGAUAAUAAUCAGGAAUUGAAAGAAAGAGAAGAACCUAAGGAACCUGAGGAACCUGAGGAACCCGAGGAACCUGAAGAACCUGCUGAAGAACCUGAAGACCCACCUUCACCAACUUCACCACGUGAUCCAGAAAGAGAUGGUCCAGUAUUAAGUGAAGAGGAAGAGGAUACAGAAGAAGGUGGAAUUCACAGACUUGAACAUGAUCCAGUAUUUCAAGAUGAGGCAGGUUUAAUGUACGGAGAUGAUUCGAGAGGCGAAAUUUGGCCUGAUGAUGAAGGGAUGGAUCCAAUGGAAAAUCAGUAAUAUUUUCAUGAGGAAGACCUCCAAAUCCAAUGAAGUAAUAUUAUAAUAUUAAAAUCAGUAAUAUAAUAUGAGUAUAUUUUAUUUUAUUGUAAUUAAUUUUGUAUUUUAAUUUUGCCCUUUUUUUCUUUGUACAUAUGUUUUUUUU